This is a messenger RNA of Letharia columbiana, 225 nucleotides long. RefSeq lists its product as uncharacterized. Lineage: Eukaryota; Fungi; Ascomycota; Lecanoromycetes; Lecanorales; Parmeliaceae. The coding region runs from base 1 to 225 and encodes 74 amino acids. The record is from RefSeq and is a predicted model, not a curated record. The transcript has a single exon.
AUGAAGAUGAAGGUUGGCGUCCAAUCGGAGCAUCAAGAUGCCGAGGACGGUUUCAAGAUGCCUGUAAUCAAAACGGAGCCAGCACUUAGCCCCGUUGGCGAUGGUUCUGCGUCUCCAGAAAUUGGAAAGUUGAGCAAGGGGCAGAGGAAACGUGCUCGGCUGGUUAAGAAGAAGCACGAUUCAGUCGGUCGCUUUGAUAGAAAGGACCAAUUGGAUUCUCUUUAG